AUGAUUUCCCGUCAAAGACAAUAUCAUCCGCGUUCCAAUCUACUUCUAGAGAAUUUGGCAAAUUCUUUGCUUUCUCUCUUUUCUCUUUUUCUUUUUUUACGUCUUUUUUUUUUUCUUUCUUUUUUAUCUUUUAAAGUAUUAUUCCUCGCGCGAUGGCCAAAUUCGUUUAACGUCUUUGUUUCUCUUCUCUCGUUCUCUCUCUCUCUCUCUCUCUCUCUCUCUCUCUCUUUUAUCAUUGUUUUUCUCAUUCUCAAUAUCUUUUGUCUCUUCAUUCCUCUAUUCCUUCUUUUUUUUCUUAUUUUUCUUUUCUUUCUGGCAUAUUUAUCUUUCUUCACCUUCAUUCCCCAAAUUUUUUCUUUUUCUUUUCUAUUAAUCUUUAUUUUUCAUCUUUUUCUUUUCGUUAUUUGUCUUUCUUUUCUUUUCUUUUCUUUUCUUUCUUUCUUUCUUUUUUUUCCCUUUUUACUUUUGCUUUCUUUUCUUUUUCAUUUUUUCUCUUUUCCAUCUUUUGUUAAUCUUAUUUUUCCUCACCCUUUCUUUUUCUCUUUUAUUUUCACUCUUUUCUUUUUCUUUUUCUCUUUUAUUUUCACUCUUUUCUUUUUCUUUUUCUCUUUUAUUUUCACUCUUUUCUUUUUCUCUUUUAUUUUCACUCUUUUCUUUUUCUUUUUCUCUUUUAUUUUCACUCUUUUCUUUUUCUUUUUCUUUUUCUCUUUUAUUUUCACUCUUUUCUUUUUCUUUUUCUCUUUUAUUUUCACUCUUUUCUUUUUCUUUUUCAUUCUUUUUAACUCAACUCUUUUUUCCGUUUUUAAUUUUUCUCUUUUUAUUUUUUUUCAUAAAGUUUCUUUUUUCUUUCUGUUUCCUUUUCUUAUUUCAUUCGCUUCUUUUUUAGUUUUUCCUUUUUCUAAUUUUUUUCUUCUUUAUUCCUUUCUUCAUUUUUUCUCUUUCCGUUUCUUUUUCCCUUUUCCUUUUAUUUUCUUUUUCCCCUUUUCGUUCAUUUUCAGAUUUCAUAUUUUCUUUCUUUUUCUUUUUCUCUCUCUUUUUCUCUUUCUUUUUCAUUUUCUUUUAGUUUUCUUUUACUCUUUCUUUCACUAA
This is a messenger RNA of Acanthosepion pharaonis, 1089 nucleotides long. Lineage: Eukaryota; Metazoa; Mollusca; Cephalopoda; Sepiida; Sepiidae. The record is from the annotation of a GenBank genome assembly.